AGAUCUUUUAAAUCAGAUCUGCCUGAACUUUUUGUUUGAUUUGUCCUUGUUUGUUAGAACUUUGAGAAUCAGGUUUGGAUGGUCUUAUGUGGCAACUAAUUGAUUAGGUGAUCUUUACAGCCAUUAAUGUUUUUCAGCGUAAACACUACUGCUUAUUAUGAAUUAAGUAAGAUUAGAUUCAGUAAAACUAGGAGAGAGAAAUUGUUUUACAAAUAGAGACAUCAAUGAGCUAGUUGGAGUCGGUGUAACUGAAAAAAAUCCGAAAUGCCGGAAUGAUUGCAACAUGCACAUGCUCCAGGCAUUUACGGCUGGAAUUGUUUCAGAGACUCAUCCUGACUGGUUAAAGCUCCUGAUGAUACAGAAGUGUGCUCAUGGAUCUAAGCAUUGUGCAUGAUGAGCAUCUACCCUUCCCGGGUGAGACAACUACUGCUCACGACACCUCUGCACCUCCUGCCCUGCCAUCCCACAGCCCAAUCUUGAAGCAGGGUCUUGCGGCUGGCUUUAAGAGGGUAUGUCGAACAGAGGAGGAUAGCCCAUGCCCAUUCCCAGGGCUGCUCCCAGGAGUCUUGGAGAUGCGAGUGAAAGAAGGCAGCAAGAUCCGCAAUCUGAUGGGCUUCGCAAUGGCACGGAUGCAGUGCGAGGAAGGAAACAGCAAACAGGUCAGCCUGAGGCAGGUGGUGUUCACCGGUUCGGGCCGAGCAGUCACCAAAACCAUAACCUGUGUUGAGAUAAUGAAGAGGAAAGUGGGUGGACUCCACCAGCUCACUAAACUGCACUAUAAAGGUGUUCGGGAGGUGUGGGAGAGCCAAGAAGGAGGUGGUGCCAAAAUGACCGUCCACAGAACUGUGCCAUCUAUCAGUAUCCUUCUUUCCAAGGACCCUUUGAACCCCCUUGAGCCAGGAUAUCAGCCCCCUGAGAUGCAGAGUGCUCUCUGGGAGGACAAGCAAGAUAGUGAUGCAGUGUGUAGUGAUGCAGGAAAAAGGCAUUUUGACUACACUGGCAUACAGAGCGAAAUACAGUCAAAAAGAUUCUGUCCUCAAGGUGGAAUCUCGAUAAAUUAA
Molecule: messenger RNA, 1061 nt
Organism: Neoarius graeffei (lesser salmon catfish)
Lineage: Eukaryota; Metazoa; Chordata; Actinopteri; Siluriformes; Ariidae
Gene: rpp25b
Product: ribonuclease P and MRP subunit p25, b
Exons: 1
Coding region: 372-1061 (229 amino acids)
Biological process (GO): tRNA 5'-leader removal
Cellular component (GO): ribonuclease MRP complex
Molecular function (GO): RNA binding
Source: RefSeq, a predicted model, not a curated record